AUGGCGGCGACCCCGUUCAACUUGGAGGACGCGCUGCAGUCAAUCCACGAGAAAGGCUUCUAUGAUUUAAACGAGCCCUUAGCGGGCGACCGAAUCGCUGCGAUGGAGCGCAAUCACUUCCGCGUAUCAGAAGUAUUCUCGAAGAAUCUCUCGAGAGAUGCCGCCUCGGUCACUGGCUCCGAUACAAAGAAUAUCCUGGCCACGUCGAAUGCUUUAGGAGAGGUGGGCUGGAAGCUGGCCGGCGCGUCUUGA
Verticillium dahliae VdLs.17 is the source of this 252-nucleotide messenger RNA. RefSeq lists its product as uncharacterized. The transcript is spliced from 2 exons. The coding region runs from base 1 to 252 and encodes 83 amino acids. The record is from RefSeq and is a predicted model, not a curated record. Lineage: Eukaryota; Fungi; Ascomycota; Sordariomycetes; Glomerellales; Plectosphaerellaceae.